UGCUGGGUGUAAGUUCAGGGAAUCUGGAGUCUGGAGUGUGCACGUGUUAAGCUGCUGCAGAAGCACCAAUUUAUUUUUGGCAGGUGACAUUAAAGCUCGCCCUUUACAACAUGGCACCAGCAAUCCUACAGCUCUUCUGCAGCACUGGAGUCUGACUGGAUUUCUUUGUGGUUGAUUUUUACGCUGUUUUGAAAGGACGUCUUGUUUUACUGAGGGAGUCCCUCUGUGGGAGCAGGUACUGAAAGGUGUGUGUGCUGUGAGCUAUAAGAGGAACAGUUGUGCGUCCCUUUGGAAGUGAACCAGCAUUGCUCCAUCAUGACCAAAGAGGAGGAGAUCCCAGACUGGGUGGGAGCAAAGGAGUUCUAUGACAAGUACGAACCCAAGGAGAUUCUGGGCAGGGGAGUAAGCAGCGUGGUCCGUCGCUGUGUGAACAAGCAUACAGAUCAGGAAUAUGCUGUAAAGAUCAUAGACAUCACCCCGUCUGACAAAAUGACUCCGCAGGAGAUCAAGGAGAUCAGAGAGGCGACAGUGAAGGAGAUUGAAAUUCUUAAGAAAGUCUACGGGCAGGAAAACAUCAUACAGCUCAAAGACUGCUAUGAGUCUAAGGUCUUCUUCUUCCUGGUUUUUGAUCUGAUGAGGAAAGGGGAACUUUUUGAUUACCUCACAGAGAAAGUAACUUUGACAGAGAAGGAAACCAGAAAGAUUAUGCGUGCUUUGCUGGAGGUGGUCCAAUUCCUUCAUGGCCAGAACAUCGUCCACCGGGACCUGAAGCCUGAGAACAUCCUGUUGGAUGACAAUAUGAACAUCAAACUCACAGACUUCGGCUUCGCUGUGCAGAUCCAGCCAGGACAGACACUCAAAGAAGUGUGUGGGACGCCUGGCUACCUUGCUCCUGAGAUCAUCGAGUGCUCCAUGGAUGCAGGACACAAAGGAUACGGCACAGCUGUGGACAUAUGGAGCGCCGGUGUUAUCAUGUACACGCUGCUGGCAGGCUCUCCACCUUUCUGGCACAGAAAACAGAUGCUGAUGCUGCGGAUGAUCUUAGCAGGGAGUUAUGACUUCUCAUCUCCAGAGUGGGAGGAUCGCUCUGACACAGUCAAAGAUCUGAUCUCCCGGAUGUUAGUGGUGGACCCAAUGCAGCGUUUCACUGCUUCAGAUGCUCUAAACCACUCCUUUUUCUCCCAGUAUGUGGUGAAUGAAGUGCGACAGUUCAGUCCAUACAGGCGGUUCAAGGUCAUCUGCAUGACUGUGCUCGCCACAAUGCGCAUCUACUGCCACUACCGCCGUGCCAAGCCCGUCACCAAGGAGGUGAUAAAGAGCGACCCGUACGCCGUCAAGCCCAUCCGCAAACUCAUCGACGCCUGUGCCUUCAAGAUCUACGGCCACUGGGUCAAGAAGGGCCAAGCUCAGAACAGAGCCGCGCUUUUCGAGAACUCCCCGAAGGCCAUCCUGCUGUCCAUAGCCGCAGAAGCGGAUGAGCCGGGCCAACAUGGCUGGUAAUGUGCCUGCAGGACCGGGAGUCACUUCUACUUCAGAAACUGAACCGGUAAAAUAAAAACCAUUCUAACUGGGGCUGUCUUUGCCCAUUAAGGUUGAUGUGAGGGGGACAUACCUCAGAAACUAAGUUUUGAACAAAGAAUGUUCUGAAAAUGAGAAGUUCUUAAUUUAAGUGACUGUAGCCUCACAGAUUCAAGUCAUCUUUUGUCAAAACAUUUAUUUUGUUUAAGAUCAGUAUGUAAUCUUUAGUUUUAAAGUUUGUUUCCAAAAUGUUAGUAAUCUUCAGUUUGGAUGAUAGGGAUUUCAGUAAACUUGUAUAUUUGAUUUGCUCUAAUAAGAAAGCACUUUAAUUUGUAUAAUAUAAACAUAUUUAUUAAACAUUUCAUUUAUUCGAAA
This is a messenger RNA of Girardinichthys multiradiatus, 1893 nucleotides long. Its product is annotated as phosphorylase b kinase gamma catalytic chain, skeletal muscle/heart isoform-like. The transcript has 10 exons. The record is from RefSeq and is a predicted model, not a curated record. NCBI's taxonomy places the organism in Eukaryota, Metazoa, Chordata, Actinopteri, Cyprinodontiformes, Goodeidae. Gene Ontology annotation, cellular component: phosphorylase kinase complex. Gene Ontology annotation, biological process: protein phosphorylation; glycogen biosynthetic process. Gene Ontology annotation, molecular function: phosphorylase kinase activity; ATP binding; calmodulin binding. The coding region runs from base 316 to 1500 and encodes 394 amino acids.